Messenger RNA from Hypoxylon fragiforme, 1248 nucleotides. Its product is annotated as major royal jelly protein-domain-containing protein. NCBI's taxonomy places the organism in Eukaryota, Fungi, Ascomycota, Sordariomycetes, Xylariales, Hypoxylaceae. The transcript is spliced from 5 exons. The coding region runs from base 1 to 1248 and encodes 415 amino acids. The record is from RefSeq and is a predicted model, not a curated record.
AUGGACAAUGGCCAACAGGAAUCACAAUAUCAAGCACUGGACGAAUGUUUUCCAAUUAUCCCGGAGUCUAGAAGAAAGCACGCUUUCUUCUAUCCUUCUUCUAUCCUUUUGGUUGCAGUUCGUCCUGCAGCAACAACCCUUGAAACGAACUCUACCAACCUAAUUAUAGGCCUCGAUCCCGCCAACGCAUAUAACACUUCGAACGAUGUGUAUACCGUCGGGGAGCUCACCUCACUGCGAGGCGAGACAGCCUACCCAAGCCUAGAGAUGAACCACCCCCCAGGAGGGGCAAUCAACUACAGCACAUCGCCCCCGACGGGAGCAAACUACCAGAACUACCUCAUCGGCGUCCAGUCCGUCGUGAUCGACGCGCUCGACCGCCUCUGGAUCCUCGACACCGGGCGCGUGCUAACCGCCUCCGGCGUCCUCGUGCCCGCCACGUACGGGGGGCCGAAACUCGUCGGCGUCAACCUCGCCACCAACACCGUCUUCCAGACGAUCGUGUUCCCGCCCACCGUCGCGUACGGCGACAGCUACCUCAACGACGUGCGGCUGGACCUGCGCAGCGGGCUCAGCGACACCUCGGGCCGGGGCGGCGUGGCGUACAUCACGGACAGCAGCGCGUCCGGGCACAGCGGGCUGAUCGUCGCGGACCUGGGCACGGGCGAGAGCUGGCGGCAUUUAGGCCUGACGCGCGCGGUUGGGGCCGAGUCGCAGUUCCUCCCGUUCGUCUGGGGCCAGGCGGGUUACUACGCGGAUAAUGCGGGGACGCCGUACACGGGGUUCCCGAUCGGCUCCGACGGCAUCGCGCUGUCGGCUGACGGCGACACGCUGUACUGGUGCCCGCUCGCGUCGCGGUACAUGUACAGCGUGCCGACGGCGAGGCUGCGGGCGAGGGGGGCGGCGAGCGAGUUGUUGGCGCAACAGGCGGUGGUGAGUCACGGGCAAAAGGGGGUGAGCGAUGGGUUGGAGACGGAUAGCAAUGGGAUGGUUUAUGUUGGGAGCAUGGAGGGGAAUGCGAUUAAUGUGUUUAACCCUGGGAACGGGACUACGUUGACGUUUGUGAGGGAUCCGAGGAUCAAUUGGGUUGAUACGAUGUCGGUUGCAAAUGAUGGAUAUCUCUAUUUUACGGUCAAUCAACUCAAUUUUGCGUCAUCUACGUUUCCCGGCACUGAUAGGAGAGUACGCCCUUUUGCACUCUUUAGAGUGAAGCUUCCUAAUGGAGGGAGUAAAGUGUCGUUGGUAUAA